ACCACCUUGACUUCGACUUUCUGGUAUCCGUGUAGUAGGCUGUUCCUUUACUGUGGAUGGACUGCAUGUAAUAUGCUGCUGUCAGUAUGAAAAUCAAGUCUCUAACGAGACCACCUGCGCCUCCGGGCGAAGGUGCUCUGCGACAACCCCGAAAUCUCGACCCGAGUCAUCACCCUUUUGAACGGGCCAGGGAAUACACAAGAGCCCUCAAUGCUGUUAAAAUGGAACGCAUGUUCGCCUCGCCGUUCAUCGGACAGUUAGGCCAAGGCCAUGUCGACGGGGUCUAUUCCAUGGCGAAGGACCCUGGCUCAUUGGAGAGACUUGCCAGUGGAAGUGGUGAUGGUAUGGUCAAAGUAUGGGACCUGGCAAGCCGCGACGAAUGCUGGAGUGUAAAAGCCCAUGAAAACGUGGUUCGAGGUUUGUGUUGGACUCCAGAAAGGAAACUGCUGUCCUGCGCCACCGACAAGACGGUCAAAGUCUGGGAUCCAUACAACGCAGAGCAGAACGGAGUGCCUCUGACAACUUACCUUGGCCAAGGAGCAUUCACUGAUAUCUCGCAUCAUCGGCAUCAUCCUUCAUUUGCUGCUUCAUCCAGCGCAAUAUCAAUAUAUGAUCUCUCCAGACCCUCUUCCGGCCCUUCCCAAGUCUUGCGUUGGCCGACUUCGACUGACACAAUCACCGCUGUUUCCUUCAAUCAGACCGAGACAUCUAUCCUGGCAUCGGCCGCCCUGGAUCGGGCCAUUAUCCUCUAUGACCUCCGCACCUCUUCGCCUCUGACCAAAGUCGUCCUGAGGCUAGCAUCCAAUGCAAUCUCUUGGAAUCCGAUGGAAGCUUUCAAUUUCGCAGCAGCAAAUGAGGAUCACAACAUCUAUAUAUUCGACAUGCGGAAACUGGACCGGGCGCUGAACGUGUUGAAAGACCACGUGGCUGCGGUCAUGGACGUCGAAUUUAGUCCCACCGGGGAGGAGUUGGUGAGUGCAUCAUACGAUCGGACAGUGCGGUUGUGGAAUAGAGACCGAGGCCAUUCGAGAGAUGUAUACCACACAAAGAGAAUGCAGAGAGUGUUCAGUUGUCGCUUUACCCCAGACAACAAUUACGUCUUGUCCGGGUCGGACGACGGCAAUGUGAGGUUGUGGCGAGUUGAUGCUUCGAGCCGACAGGGCAUCAAAUCGGCAAGGCAACGACAAAAGCUUGAGUAUGACCAGGCCUUGAUCCGGAGAUAUGCUCAUAUGCCGGAAAUUCGGCGGAUCAAGCGCCAUCGACACGUACCGAAAACUGUAAAGAAAGCAGGUGAAAUCAAAGGAGAGGAGCUCAAGUCGAUCAAGAGGAAAGAGGAGAAUGUCCGCAAACAUAGCAAGAAAGGCAGUAUGCCUCGACACAGCGAGAGAGAAAAAAUGGUUCUUGGGACGGAGAAAUGAGCCCUUUCCGGAUGGCAAACCAGGGGGAUCGUCGCUGCUUUCAGCAAUCAUGCGAUGCAACCCGACGAAGCACCAAGAGUCCCUACGACCAAGGAUUAAGAUGCGCAUAGUGUCGCCCAGCGCCCUUGACAUGCCACCGCUGUUCACGGUCCGCCAGCUAGAAGCACUGGAGGCCGAUCAGCGAAUACAUUGAUGAUCUUCUCUUCUGGGUUAUCGAUUCAGCGAAAACAUGGUCCUGUGUGACGAAUCGCCACAGGAUGGUCUUUUCAUUGGAGCCCAAUGGACACUAGAGCCUAGCUCUCAUUGAAAGGUGGAGAGACAGCAGUGUCUUUGCGAACUUGGAGUGGCCGUCAGGGCCGGAUUUCUAGGAAGACGAAUCGGACCACGGUCCUGAGAUCCAAUAUUGGCCUCCGAUGAAAGGAGAGCCGCGUGUGUUUGAGGUUGUAUGGAGUUUUGCCUGGUGUACCGGUUCAAUGAGGUCACACCAAGGCUACAUUGUACAAGGCUGCAACAAGGCCGCGACACGGGCAAAUUCUCGGCGGUUGAGAAAUGCCAGUUUAAUUUAGUUUUCUAAAAAUCAAAACAGUCGCCAGACACAAUUUCCUCACCGU
Molecule: messenger RNA, 2029 nt
Organism: Cladophialophora immunda
Lineage: Eukaryota; Fungi; Ascomycota; Eurotiomycetes; Chaetothyriales; Herpotrichiellaceae
Exons: 2
Coding region: 87-1418 (443 amino acids)
Biological process (GO): maturation of SSU-rRNA from tricistronic rRNA transcript (SSU-rRNA, 5.8S rRNA, LSU-rRNA)
Cellular component (GO): nucleolus; small-subunit processome
Molecular function (GO): protein binding
Source: RefSeq, a predicted model, not a curated record